AUGCAAUUCCACCUUUCCACAAUCUGCCUCGCGGCCGCGACCCUCUUCGCCUCGCACAUCCUCGCAGCCCCCGCUCCCGCGCCGGUUCCAAACCCAAACACUAACGGACGCCCAGCCAUCUACAGUGGACCCAGUGGUCACGACGCAGGCAAUGCGGUCUGCUUCAAGGGCUACUUCUACGGCGCUGUAGGGUGUCCUGGCCGAGCGUACAAGGAUGGGACAUGCUGCAUCUCAGAGGAGAUCGCAGUCAAAGUACCAGAACCCAAAGCGCCCGGAUACACGGGCGACAGCGACGCUGAAUGA
Molecule: messenger RNA, 303 nt
Organism: Aspergillus udagawae
Lineage: Eukaryota; Fungi; Ascomycota; Eurotiomycetes; Eurotiales; Aspergillaceae
Exons: 2
Coding region: 1-303 (100 amino acids)
Source: RefSeq, a predicted model, not a curated record